Molecule: messenger RNA, 1112 nt
Organism: Labrus bergylta (ballan wrasse)
Lineage: Eukaryota; Metazoa; Chordata; Actinopteri; Labriformes; Labridae
Source: RefSeq, a predicted model, not a curated record
GUGACUUGUCAGCAGUUCAGUUCAGUCACGUGAGGUAGCAGGAGGAGGCUCGAGCGUGCACACAGUCCGCAGCCGGAGCUCGCGCUGCUUCCAAAGAGAUUCCGUGAUGGAUUUGAGAGUUUCUCCGGUGUUAGCUUUAAUCCUCCGUGUUUCUGCGAUGCUUGUUCUAACCCUCGGUGCUCCUGCGGUUCUCUGCUCCUCUGAGGAGUACAUCCUGAACGAUAAAGACGGACUGGGGAGAGAGUUUGACGGGGUCGGAGGUCUGAGCGGCGGAGGGGCGACGUCUCGUUUGUUGGUGAAUUACGCAGAGCCGUACCGCAGUCAGAUAUUAGACUACCUGUUCAAGCCAAACUUUGGAGCCUCUCUGCACAUAUUGAAGGUGGAGAUAGGAGGGGACGCUCAAACUACAGAUGGCACCGAGCCGUCGCACAUGCACUAUGAAAAUGACGAGAACUACUUCAGAGGUUAUGAGUGGUGGCUGAUGAAAGAGGCCAAGAAGAGAAACCCAGACAUCACUCUCAUAGGGCUGCCCUGGGCGUUUCCCGGUUGGGUUGGUCACGGUAAAAACUGGCCGUAUGAUUUCCCAGACAUCACUGCGACGUACGUGGUGAACUGGAUCAUUGGUGCCAAACAGUACCACGACCUGGACAUCCAAUAUGUCGGGAUUUGGAACGAGCGAAACUAUGACAGCAAGUACAUCAAGCUGCUGCGCUACACUCUGGAUAAGAGCGGUCUGGAGGGGGUCAGGAUCAUAGCCAGUGACAACCUGUGGGAGCCCAUUUCUCUGACUCUGCUGCUAGACCCUGAACUCAGCACAGCUGUAGACGUGAUAGGGGCUCACUACCCGGGCACCACCACCGUGCUGGACGCUCUGAAGACGCAGAAGAAGCUGUGGUCGUCGGAGGACUACAGCAGCUUCAACGACGAGGUGGGAGGAGGCUGCUGGGCCCGGAUCCUGAACCAGAACUACGUCAACGGACUCAUGACGGCGACGAUCUCGUGGAACCUGGUGGCGAGUUACUACGAGACUCCAUUUGGUAGAGACGGACUGAUGACGGCCGAGGAGCCGUGGAGCGGAAACUAUGUGGUGGAGUCUCCGAUCUGGAUCACAG